This is a messenger RNA of Prionailurus viverrinus (fishing cat), 1721 nucleotides long. RefSeq names its product cerebral dopamine neurotrophic factor (gene CDNF). The transcript has 4 exons. The record is from RefSeq and is a predicted model, not a curated record. NCBI's taxonomy places the organism in Eukaryota, Metazoa, Chordata, Mammalia, Carnivora, Felidae. Gene Ontology annotation, cellular component: endoplasmic reticulum. Gene Ontology annotation, biological process: neuron projection development; dopaminergic neuron differentiation. Bases 134 to 685 code for a protein of 183 amino acids.
UCCUAGCAACUCCGGGCAGAUUUUUUUCCCAACCACUAGCCGGGCUCUUCUGCUUCCUGUAACAGCCCGGGCCGACAGCAGCGUGGCUGUUGGUGGACGGAGGUGGCGAGGCGUUUGGAGCGGCUGGCUCAGCAUGCGGUGCGCGGGCCCAGCCGCGAUGGUGGCCUUUUAUGCCGGGCUUUGGGUGUCUAACCUGGGGCCGGUGCUGGGCCAGGAGGCCGGGGCCGACUGUGAAGUAUGUAAAGAAUUCCUGAACCGAUUCUAUAACUCCCUGAUAGCCAGAGGAGUCAACUUUUCCCUGGACACCAUAGAAAAGGAAUUGGUCAGCUUUUGCUUGGAUGUCAAAGGAAAAGAAAACCGCCUGUGCUAUUAUCUGGGAGCGACGAAAGAUGCAGCCACAAAGAUCCUAAGUGAGGUCGCUCGCCCAAUGAGCGUGCAUAUGCCUGCAACAAAGAUUUGUGAGAAGCUUAAGAAGAUGGACAGCCAGAUCUGUGAGCUGAAAUAUGAAAAGCAGCUGGACCUGGCAUCAGUGGACCUCUCAAAGAUGAGAGUAGCGGAGCUGAAACAGAUACUGCGCAGCUGGGGCGAGGAGUGCAGAGCCUGUGCGGAAAAAAACGACUACGUGGAUCUGAUCACAGAACUGGCCCCCAAGUAUGCAGCGGCGCCCCCCAAAUCAGAGCUCUGACCCUCGGGCGCCGCCGACGCGCCCUUGAUGGGAGACACAGUGACUCUCCAGGAUAGGGACUUGUGGGUUAGGAGUAACCGGGAGCUGUGCUGUAGGUGGUCUCAUACUUUUCGUUUUGCUAAUACAACCAAUCAAGACUUGCUUACAGGGGUUGUAAUUAAAAUGUAAUGUCAGUGGCAUCUUACAUUUGCAGUGUGCGAAAACCUGAAAGUGCCUUUCUCAUAAUGUUUGGGAGGAUUGUAUGUAUGUCAUCGUCCGUUUCCUUAAAAUUGGGAAACGCGAACGACUGAAAAAUGGAUGAAGUUGAGUCCAAGAAGGAAGACAGUGCCCAGACAUCCCCCCUCUGUGCACUAAUUUUUAAUUAAAUAUAUUGGUUUAGGGUAAAAGAACAAUGUUUGGUUUACCUAACUCCCACCUUCAACCCUAAGCAAUAACACGGCAUAAUCAAAAGGUUUUAAAGAGGAAACUGUGUAUUUUCAACUGCACAUCAGUCUACAUUCUGGCUCUGUUUGGUAUCAGAUGUGGGAGGGCAGGAGGCACUACUUGAAAUGAGGGUUUCCCAAAAGAAUACCUAUUUAAACCUACCGAAAGAAAAUAGAUGGAGAAUCCAAGCAAGUAUAGCCAACGUUUCAGCAAACCGUAUCAACGCUCAGGCUGUUGAUUGAACCAAGCUCAAGGUGUUUUCUACUCCUUUCUACCAUGUGUUAGCCAAGCUUUUGCCAGAGGGCUAAAGCCUGGGAAAAGGGCCUGUAGGCAACAUAGAGCUCUGUGGUUCGUUAUCAGCUGUCAAUUGUAAAAUCGUUCUUGGCUCUAUUUUCUGGCCACUAAGAGCAAGAACCCCAGCGUACAGAGGCUGACCCCUGCGUGGAAGGUGGAGGCAGGGAAGGCCUGCACAGCAGCUCAAGGGAACUUUCUGGGGUGACGGGAAUGUCGUAUAUCUUGACUGGGGUGGUGGUGACAUGGAUGAAUAUGACUGUGAAACUCAUCCAGUAGUAUAGUUAAGAUCUGGACAUUUUAUUGUAUAUAAAUUUUAUCU